This is a messenger RNA of Salvia hispanica, 2166 nucleotides long. RefSeq names its product Myosin heavy chain-related protein. The record is from RefSeq and is a predicted model, not a curated record. Lineage: Eukaryota; Viridiplantae; Streptophyta; Magnoliopsida; Lamiales; Lamiaceae.
AGAGAUAAAGAGUUAGAGAAAAACUCUUUCUUGUUAGAAAUUAGAGUUGGCCAACUGUGGAAUUCAUGAGGAAAUAUAUGUUGAUUUCUAAAGAUAGAAACGGCCAAAGGGGAAUUCUAAAUUGAACCCAUAAUACAAAGUUAGCAUGUCGUGUUGUUACGUUCAAUGUAGUAUAGUAUAAAUAUAAUCUCUGUUUUUUUUAUCCCUUUUCUUGAUAUAUAAAUAUUUAAUAGUAUUUGCGUGCGUUCAAGAGUAUUUGUCGGCCUAUUCUUAAUCCUCUGAUAUUUCUUCUUGUCAAAAAUUUCUGUUUGAAUCUUUUUUCGGCUUCUUCGUUAUUCCCUAGCAUCAUCCUCUAAGAAAUUGCAGACCAAGAUCGGUUGAGUUCAGACAAAAGAGCCAUUCAUCGAUAUUUUCGAAAUCCCUCUAGGCAAGGAAGCUACGUUGUAGAAUGAAUGGUUGAAUGAAAAAUGAUGUUGACAAGUUUUUGGUUUGAUUGGAAUGCAGAAUGAUGGUGUGAAAGGAUAGAUAGCAGAUGAGGGAGGUGGUGAUGGAGGUGGAGAGUUUGAAGAAAAUGGAGGAAAACAAGGCCAAAGAGAGAAAGAUGGCGAAUUUGGAGGCGGAGGUGGGCCGGAUGAGGCAGGCCGAGGCGGAUAAGGACGCGUCUCUUGGGAGGCUGAUGCGCGACGUGAGGGAGCGAGAGAAAAGGAUCCAAGACUUGGAAGGAGAGCUCGAGCGGAAGAGCAAGUCCGAGGCCAGCAUGGCCAGGCAUCUCGACUCUGCCAUGUUCGAGCUCGAGGAGUCCAAGAUCGAGAUCGCCUCCUUGCACGAGAAGAUGGAUGGACUUGAGGAUUUAUGCAACCAGAUAAGCAAAGAGACGAAAGGGGCUGAGGACACUCGGACCCUCAAGGCAAAGCUGGCCAAGGCGCAGGAGGCCGAGACGAAGGCGCUGAAGAAGGCCGCAUGCUUGGCAGAGGAGAUGGAGGUGGUGAAGGCGGAGUGGAAGUUUGCUAUGGAGGGUGAAGACAAGAGCUCGAAAGCCAUGGAGGAUUUAGCGUUGGCGUUGAAGGAGGUCGCCACGGAGUCGAAUCAAGCCAAAAUGGAGCUGGGUUUGAAGGAGGAGGAGAUGGAAAGGAUGAAGCUUAAGUUGCAUCAAGCUGAACAAGAGGUAGAGGUGCACCAAAAGAACGAGGACAAGUUGAGGGCGGAGACGGAGGAGACGCUCUUCGCUUGGAACGCUAAGGAAAUCGGCUUCGUUAACUGCAUCAAGCGGGCCGAGGAGGAGCGCGCGCUGGCGCAGAUCGAGAACCACAAGCUAACCGAGUCGCUCAAGGCGGCCGAGAAUAUGACCCGGUCCGCACGCGAGGAGACGUACAAGCUGCGAGACAUACUCAAGCAGGCCAUCAACGAAUCGAACGCAGCCAAGGCAGCAGCCGGGAUCGCGAGAGACGAGAACUCGUUGCUCAAAGACUGCUUAGCCGAGAAGGAGGAGGCGCUGCACUUCAUCACGAGGGAGAACGAGCGGCUCCGGAUAAGCGAGGCGGCCGCGCAGGAGCAUGUGAAGCAGCUCAAGCGGAUGCUGACGAUGGCCUCGGCCGAGGUGAAGACGGACGACAAGGAGGAGAUAGGCAUCGUUAUGCACAGCGACGACGACGACCACCAGAGCAUGAAAGACGCGAGAGAGUUCAGCUUCGAUAUUGAUGACUUGAGCUUCUUGAACGAGCCCGAGCCCGAGGAUCCCGAGAAGACAGAGGCGCUAAAGGGCUCCAUCUUCGAUACAAGCGCCGAGACGCCCAAGGCGGCCGAGCCAGCGAAAGGGACCUUCUUUAGGCUAAGGUUUUUGUCUUCGGAGGAAGAGCCUCAUAAGGCCGGGGAUGCCGAGGAGGCGGCCGAGGGGGAUAAGCAACAAGGCCACAGACGGUCGAAAACUAUGUUCCAACGAGUGGGGGGACUUCUCACUAUAAGGAAGAGUUUCCAAAGGAAGGAUCCAUCGGUUGAUCAGAAGAUUAUUCCUACCCAAACUCAGCCUUAGCCAUGUUUGAGGUUGUUGUAGUGACAAAAACUAAACUAGUGCUUGUUUUUUAUUUAUUCAUCAUAUGUUGUAAACUUGUAACGAGAUUUAUUUCUUCAUCAUCGUUCAUAUAUGAUACAUAUCCUCAUUUUUGUGUU